Cherax quadricarinatus is the source of this 103-nucleotide messenger RNA. The record is from RefSeq and is a predicted model, not a curated record. NCBI's taxonomy places the organism in Eukaryota, Metazoa, Arthropoda, Malacostraca, Decapoda, Parastacidae.
AAUGGUAUGGAUGAGCUGAUAACUGGUGAUCCUGUACAGUCCCGAGUAACAGAAACCAAAGUCUUUGUUAGCUGAGGCAUCUCGGGUUGUUCUCCAUAGCUUG